This is a messenger RNA of Klebsormidium nitens, 1518 nucleotides long. Lineage: Eukaryota; Viridiplantae; Streptophyta; Klebsormidiophyceae; Klebsormidiales; Klebsormidiaceae. The record is from the annotation of a GenBank genome assembly.
CUCACUUCCGGAGAAAAUUCAAGGAGCAGCCACAGAUUGUGAAGCCUGGCCCUCAGGGGAGCGCAGAGCUUGGCGAAGGUGUUGCGCGAUACGUCUCCGUCCUCUCCUUCUUAGGCCUUGUUGCUUGGUUGGUUUCUUGUUCUCUGCACCUGGAGUUCUACCUACUAGUAUCUGAGCUGGGCAAGGCGCAUCAUUCCCCCAGUUUGAAAGCAGAAUGUCGACCAAGCGGGGUGGUGCUCCGAAAGGACCGCCAAAGCAUCAGAACAAGCGCGCGUACAAACCUUUUCAAGACGUGAAGAAAAACCCAAGUGAACCUGGUGGCAGUGAUGGGAGGACUUUUGCACCCAUCGCAGGAGUUUGUGUGCGAUGUAAGGAGCAACUAGAGUGGAGACGCAAGUAUGGCAAAUACAAGCCGUUAAGUGCGCCCACCAAGUGCAACUGGUGCCAGAAACGGAAUGUCCGGAGCGCUUACCAUGCAAUAUGUUCAGCAUGCGCAAAUGCUAAAGGAGCCUGCGGCAAGUGCUGCAAGCAAGUGAACCAUAUUGUUGGGAAAGGCGCAGAACAAGAAGAGGCGGAGCGGAGGAAUUUAGAAGAGGCGCUUUCGGGGAUGCGGGAGAGGGACCGCCGUACGCUUCUCAGAGCAAUGGAAAAGGGGUCAGCGAAGCUGGACAGGGGGCCGGCGGACGAUGCUCCGACCGGAGAAGAGGACGUCGAGUCGGACGUUGACUCGGACGCUGAUUCGGGCAACUCGGGAGUAGAAUCUAAUGACGAGAACGAGGUUUCAGUAAGUCGGAAAUCGAAGGGCAGGGCAGCUACGACAAGCAGAAGCGCAGACGCUCCAGAAAGCAAACGGGCAAACGAAGAAAACGCAAGCGACGGUGACGAUCCGUCUGAUAGCGCGAGCGAAUGGGAGAGCGAAGGUGAAGCCGAAGCGAAUGGAGUAGGGAGUGAUGAAAAGACGGAUGCUCGACGGGAGGCUGAUGAUAUAUCUCAAGAGGAGGUGGCGGAGGCGAGCAGAGGGUCAGAGGGGGUGGAAAUGCUGCGAAAGACCUUGAAAGAUAGUCUCGCUGUGGACGAAGGGCACGAAGCAGGCAAAGCCGUAAGCGCAGGCGGAGCUUGAUAACGGCGUUUCUUUACCUUGUACAUGUCCGUGCUUUCAGGUCUUCAGCAUUGUUUGUCGUAUGUCGAUGAGCUAGAUGAGUCAUCUCCGCCGGCCUCGAUUCAAUAUUGGCCGGGCUUCUCAAUCGUAGACGGUGUGUCUACUGAUCAGCAUCGGAUGCCGGGUGCGCGCAGCCCAGGUGGUUCAGGCUUGCCCACAGGCGGGUAGUUGCGGUAGUGUCAAGCCCACGGGCGGGUGAUUGCAGUGCAGACAAAUCAUAGCGUCGUGUGCAUCACAUGGUGCAAGUGUUCCUCCUAACAAAUGUGCAGGCAGCUUUCGGACUCUCAAGCUCGCAUUAUUUAGUACUUUGUCAAGAAAAUUGAGCUAGUUAUUGGGCUUAUAAGGUGCAACCGAUUCAU